AUGUCAAAACCGUGGAGAGCGAGGACUCCGAUGAUAUUGAAGUCUGUUUGGCCCGCCACUCAGCCUGAGGUUUCUGAAUCAUGGAGUAACGGUGCUGUGUUGGAUUACAUUUCAGUGUGCCUUAGGGUGCACGUCUUGGGAAACAACGGUUCUCCAGUGUGGGUUCAACCUGACUGCUCCCACAAAGCCAUCACCAAGGGCGGAGCCGAGCCGAACCUAAAGAGAGGGCGGCUUUUGAUAUAUAAUUCUCCCGAACGUCCCCACAACCCAUACUACUGGCUCACUAAACAAGCUCACAAUCGGCACCGAGAGAUAGAUGCAUACAUCGUCUGUCCCGGUUGCCUUGAGUAUAGCUUACCAGUCACAGACACCAAAGACGGUAUCGUCGUCGUCGUCAGAGGACCCUGGAUAGAGUUAUCGCCUACAGACGGGGCCCUUGGAGGGCCUGGGCCUUUCCGACCUCCGGAGGCUGUCUGGAAAGCUAAAAUCAGGCACCUAGUGCCCGCAAGCCACUCCGAAAGAUAUCGAUUAUGUCUCUGUAUGAGGCCAGACUAUGGGACACCCUCGGUUGAUGAUGCGCUUACCAGGCUGCAAGAGUGUCAGUACGGUCUUCAGAGCAAUAACGCCGUUUGGAAAGAGACUGGGUGA
Molecule: messenger RNA, 648 nt
Organism: Suillus bovinus
Lineage: Eukaryota; Fungi; Basidiomycota; Agaricomycetes; Boletales; Suillaceae
Exons: 6
Coding region: 1-648 (215 amino acids)
Source: RefSeq, a predicted model, not a curated record